UAGAUCAGUGAUUUGGUCAAGAAUGGCGUAAACGAAAACAUCGGAUGCCGAAAGAAGCAUUGAUUGGAUGUUAUCGUCAUUUGUGUUUUGUAAUAAUGGAACUGGUGUCGACAUUACGGUAAAGCAUUGUCAAAUUAUUUUUUAGAGAACAAGUCUGGUUAUUAUCUUAUCAGUACUGAUAUUCUUAACUCCUAUAUAAAUCCGAUUUAUCAAAGAAAAUGGCGGCUGCGGGUAUCCAAAGUAUGGUGGAAACACUUCCAGUGGAGCCAACUAUCCAAAUAAAAUUGCAGAUGCCACACCCACCAAAGGGAGUCCCUGGAGCAGGAGGUCCCAGCAAAAUGAGGAAUAGACUUAGACUAGAUCCAUCAAGGGCUUUAGAACCGGCCAGGAAAAAGAUUGCCACCAUAGAAGCACAGAGAGUAAUGUCAGUAUUUGAGGACACCAUCCGCAGGAUUGAAAUGGUCAGUAUCCUACCAUAUCUGUUGAUUAACAUCGACAGAUUUCGUAUUAGUUUGGGCUCCGAACUAGCAGGUCAUCUGGAAAAUCACCAAGUAAUCCAGGAAAGUUACCAAGAAAUUAAACAGCAGCUUGAUAUACAAAUAAGACGGAACCGCAAACAGCGCCAGAAAGCUAUCUCACGUCCCAGUACAGGGGGUUCUUUUGCUAGUGAAGGAAGGGCUGAAAGUCAAUAUAGUGGUGGGGAUGAUACUACAGCUCCGACGAUGCCAACAGAGGAGAGCGAGAUGCAAGGCGACAAGGGCAUGGAUGUGUUUGACGAAGAUGACGCACAAAGUGAUCGUCAGUCCAUCUCUCGACAAAGCGAUGUAUCAAAUAUUAGUGCAGCCAGCUUUAACAGCACAAUCGACCGAACCAUGAGGAAUUUGAAUUUGGUUGCUCAACAACUGAGUACCUCAUGCAAAAAUAUCAUACGAUGUUUUCAACUCAAUACUGCAGCGAUGAAGACCAUUAUGAACCAGGCACACUCUCAGAUUCCUACCAGCAAUCAGAUGCUGAUUCAGUACUUAAAUGAACUUAGGGAGAUACUUCUGAACAAAUUACUUACAACUCCAGAAGAAGAGAGCGAACGAAUGGAUUACAUCCAAGAAAUUUCCUUGAGGGAGAGGAAUAAUGCUGCUAUCAUUGAAAAACUUGAAGAGGAAUUGAGAGCAGCUAUGGCAGAUAAAGACGAAGAGAUUAAAAAGAAAAACGACGUCAUUAGAAGAAUCCAGGCCGAUCUCCGCCAAAUUGAGAAAUUUUCUGAAGAAAACAUGAAGCGAGUCCAAACUGAAGCCGAGAAACAGGAAGCUGCUGACAUCAAGACAAGUGAUGGAAAGAAACAGCGGUUACUUCAGGAGCUGCAGCAACUGAAGACCCAGAAUCAGAAUUUGAUAACAGAGCACAGAGAAAGCGAACAGGAUUUGAGAAGAAAAAAGUUCAGGGUGGAGUCCCAGGUGGAGAACUUGAUACAAAAGUUUGAUGCUGAUAUGACCGAGAGACAGGAUGAGUAUGAAGAGAUCGAUGCUGAGUACACCAAGGAAAAGAAACAACUACAUGAACUGGAAGAGCGCUUCAAGACUCUGGAGGAUGAAUAUCAACAGAUCAUGGAGGAGCGACGCGUUGCCCGAGAGAAACGCGAGGCUGCUGAGCGUGACAUGGCCAAUAUGGUGAAGUCUGCAACCACCAUUCAAGCCUUCUGGAGGUCGUUCAAGGUCAGGAAGGCACUCAAAGGUCGCAAGAAGAAGGGUGGUGGUGGAAAGAAGAAGAAAUAGGCACAUUGUGAUAAAAUCAGAUUUGAUGAUUUAAUUUAAUGAUAAAAGUGAAAUUUAAAAAGCUGAAAUGUAUAUUACAACUAGCUGAUUUUGAUUUUUUGAUAGUAUAACAAUUAAAACACUUUUGUCUCUCAAGCUUAAAGUUUCAUAAAUUGAAAAAAUGUUCACUUGGUUAAUAUUCAUAAAACAGUCACUUUCAAAUAAUACAUCAAAUGCAUGUCCCAAAGGUAGAGUACUGAUAACUAGCUACAUGGUAAACAGUGUUUAUUUCUGUCACCAUAUUCAAGUGUAUCCAGUGACUCUUUUGUUAUGCAGGUUGUUCUUAAUGUUCUGCCAAAUUUUCAGAGGUGUGCAGUUUCAAAUUUCAAGUAGAAGCCUGCAGACAAGUUUUUAAAUUUCAAGUAUUCCAAUAUAUUUUAAGAGAGAACAUUUGAAAGUCACUGGUUCCGACAUAAAAUCAACUACGUGGUAGACAAGUGUCUUAAAUUGCACACCUCUGAAUUUUUUAUUGUAUUGUCAACAAUUCCAUACAAAUUUGCACUAGAACUGAAGUUUUUAUACAUUUGGAAACUUGAAUGCUUGUAUUUUUUGUUAAGUAAGCUAAGGAAUACUAUUUCUUGAAUUUUGUGCUCUUCCUUUAUAAGAUGUGUUUGUAUUAUAAACCGACAUGAUUUCCAAAACCAAGGAUCAUGAGAUCGUUCUGUUUAUAUACAUGUCAGACUUUACUGGUAGUGUAUUAAAACAAGAUCCAUGUACGGUAGAACAGUGUCGCGUCUUAUUAAGUAGGAAAAUAAUUGAAUAGUAAGUAAAACCUGUUACGGUUGUCCUUGUUAAUAUUACUGACUGUGAUAAUUUUAUUUGUUAAUUUUCUUGUAAAUAUUUACUAGAGAUAUAUAUGUAUAUAUAUGUGUGUAGACUUAGGUUAUAUUAUGUCUUGAAAGCAUAAAUGUGAUCAUGAAAUGUCUUUAUUAUUGUAUGAUAAUACAUGUAUGUGUCAGAUAAUUAUCAUCUUCUGUUGCCUUGAAAUAUACGAUGAAUUUCCGCAAUUGUUUUGUUCACAUACUAUUUCUGCUAUGUUAAACUAAAUACAGUAAGAUUUAGAUUCAACUAGAGUACCAAGAAUUAUGAAGUUAUCCUUCAAACGUAUUUUAUGUCAAUCCGUCCAAAAUGAGUGCUCUCAAUAAACUUGACAUUUUG
Molecule: messenger RNA, 2966 nt
Organism: Mizuhopecten yessoensis (Yesso scallop)
Lineage: Eukaryota; Metazoa; Mollusca; Bivalvia; Pectinida; Pectinidae
Product: IQ domain-containing protein D-like
Exons: 4
Coding region: 219-1769 (516 amino acids)
Molecular function (GO): protein binding
Source: RefSeq, a predicted model, not a curated record